AAAUUGUCCAAGGUCAAAAUAAGUCGAAAAAGUAAUUUCUAGCCUUGCAAAUAAAUUUCUAUGUUGAUAAAUCUCUAUAUUGAUCAAGAUAGAUUGCAUUUUUGAUUGCAAGUUCGAGUAGCACUAAUUUGUCAGCCAUGCCUCCCAACUCUAGCAGUAAUGGGAGAGAGUCUCAGUAUUGUGUACUGUGGAAUAAUUACCACAAUACUCUUGUUUCUACACUUGUUUUGUUGCGGAAAGAAGGACUUUUAGUAGAUUGUACAUUGGCUUGCACUGAUGGUGGCAGAGUUCAAGCUCACCAACUUGUGUUAGCUGCAUGCUCCUCAGUCUGCCGGGAUUUUGUCAGGGACAUUGAUAGUAAGCAUCCCAUUAUUCUGCUACCAUCUGACAUUGGGACUCCUGAGCUGCGUGCAAUGGUGGAGUUCAUGUAUACAGGACAGGUUUGUGUUGAACAAGAUCGCCUGAAGGCCUUCAUCCAUGGGGCACGAUACCUGCGCAUCAAGGGGCUUGAGGAUGGAUCUGAAGAUACUGAUGCUGAGGAUUUGGACUCUUCAGGUGAAGGCACCAAGAUUUCAUCUGCCAAAGAAGAAUCUCGACCGCUGCGCACAGGAGGCAGAUUAAAAGAUGAUGUUGCUGAGGAGCAGAAUUUUGCUGAAGCAGAUGACGACUCCAAAGACAAUUGGCAGGUGGUGGAGAGGAAACCUGUCAUCCUGCCACAGGGAGCACCUGCUUCACCAGGGAGCCGCAAACGUCGUCGUCUGACGUCGUCGCGUCGCCGGCCGAUGCACCUGAGCAGCAGCAUCGUCUGCUACGAGCAGAACGGUCCCUCGAGCAAACCUGGCAAUGGGAUACACAACCACCGAUACUCAGCCUCUGGUCUUGGUCUCAAACUCCACCAUCAAAUGGAUGAGAGCAGCUGCGAACCAAUUAAUAAAAUCCGACGUAUGAGCACCCAACAAGGUCACUGUCAUGACGAUCUGGAGAUCUGCACCUGCUCAUCCCGCAAGACGUGGAGUGUGGCCGACACAGAGGCGCUACUCAAAGCUUGGGGCGAGACCUUAACAAAAGUUCCGCCUUCGUACUUCAUUAGGUCGAUGUCGCUGUGCAAGCGUGUGGCCCGUACACUGCAGUCGCGCGGUGUUGAAAAGAACUGGCGUCAGUGUCAGGUGAAGAUGAAGAACCUGAGACGUGAAGUUCGUCUCUUCAAGGAGUCUCGCUGUCGUCUCAGUUCCCGGAAGCCUUCUGAGGUCGCCAACGCCUGUGAAAAACUCCUGCCGGCGAUCGAGCACAUCUUCAAUAAGGAGGAAGAAAUCCGCCAGGAAUGGUACCAGCUGAAGUCUGAGGACAGGGUUCGUGUGGAUGGUGAAAGGUCCCCUCUGCAGCAACGGGAUAUUCUGGCUGAGGUGGCAGUUUUGGCAGAGUCCGACUUGGGUGACGACGACACGGACGGUGCUGGUCUCGAGACCGAGGGCGAGGGCGGCCUGUUAACUGAAGGCGAAGGCGAUGGACUUCUGACCGAGGGAGAAGAAGGACGCGAGCCUGGAUGCAUUCUACAGGAGGAUCACCACGCAGGCGUUGUGCAAGGUGUUGAGGUCACCACCGCUAACGCGUUUGUGGGUGAUGAUACAGGUCCACACCACAGCGUCUCGCAUCAGCCUGAUGGCACCAUACAUCACAUCGUCGAGGACGUGUCUGUCACCACUCGACGAUAAGAGAUUUGUUCUGAAGUGAUAUUUUUUCGUCUGUCCAACGGUAAUAUAUGAUCUCGGAAGUUUGGUCCGAGGUUAAAAUUACUCGUUUUGCAUUUAUAUUGUAGCGAUUCUUGAGCAUUCGAUAAUAUUUUAGGAUUUAUCAUGUGGUUCUGAGCACUUUUUAUCAGUAGAUCCUUCUGUGAAACUUCCAACGAUUCAUUGAAGGAUCAAAAAUUCUGUAUUGCGCUUCAACCAUCAAUAUCAAUAACGGCAACAGAACUGAACCUUCGAAUCAAGAUCAUUCAACGAAAGAAGAUUAAAUUCCCAUCAUAUUUGUUACAACUUGAUUCAUUCAUAGCAAUUUACUCAAAGCUUCAUACUUAAUUUGGGAUCCACUUGUUCUUUUAGUAUUUGUUUCGGACGUAACAGUCCCAGGCCAUGAUGAAUGGCCGCCUCUCACUUUAAACAAUUCCCUACAUUUAACAAUUGGUCCGUCGAUAUCAUGAACACAAUGUACUAAUUUAAAAAUUUUCUUAACACGUUGACUACGUAUUGGUACAUAUG
Molecule: messenger RNA, 2255 nt
Organism: Hyalella azteca
Lineage: Eukaryota; Metazoa; Arthropoda; Malacostraca; Amphipoda; Hyalellidae
Exons: 10
Coding region: 138-1712 (524 amino acids)
Biological process (GO): regulation of transcription by RNA polymerase II
Cellular component (GO): nucleus
Molecular function (GO): protein binding
Source: RefSeq, a predicted model, not a curated record